UGAAGGCGGCACAGCUCGGGCUGGCUGCUGCUGAUGCGGAUGUUCCUGCUGCUGAAUUGAAUCAGAAGUGCAGCUCUUGUUUCCGAAAAGUUUGACCUUUAGAUGCUUUGAAGAUGUCGGACAGUGUGAGCCUCAGCCACGACAGUGGAGCGCUGCUGGCCCUCGCAGCAGUCAGCUUGGGCCUGAUAACCAUUCUCAGUGUGUGGAAGUUAAAACAGUUCAAAUAUGGGAUAGUAACUGAAACUGGAGGUGCACUGUUCUAUGGGAUGCUUCUGGGGUUAACAGUGAGAUGCUUGCCGUUUGCCCGGGUAGUGCACAUGGAAACUGUGGAGAGCGUGUGCAGUUGUGAUGCUCUUAACAGCCCUCCUCAAAUUUUGAUGGUCAACGUCACGUCACACGGGCACUGUUACAGGCACGUUGGAAAACUAGACCAAAGAUGCCCACCGACCUCCGCCCUUCGUACGGAGACCUUUGAUCCCGAAGUCCUUUUCAAUCUUUUCCUGCCACCCAUCAUCUUCCACGGAGCUUACACCCUUAAUCAGAAACGAUUAAUUGACAAUAUGGGACCUGUUCUGACCUUUGCCUUUUUGGGUACCAUUAUCAGCUGCAUGGCUAUCGGGGCCUGUGUCUACGGCUUCACCAGACUGAUGGUAAUAUUGGGCCGCGCAGCAGAGGGAGACUUCUUCUUCACGGAUUGCCUCCUGUUUGGUGCCAUUAUGUCAGCCACUGACCCAGUUUCAGUCCUUCGCCUGUUGUCAGACCUGCGUGUGGACCUGGAUCUGCACACCCUGCUGUUUGGCGAGAGCGUGUUGAACGACGCCGUGGCCAUCGCCCUGACACACGCCAUCACAACCUACGGCCGGACGGGUGCAGGACACACCUUUAAACCCCCUGCCCUGUUCUACUCUGUUGGGUAUUUUCUCGGCGUGCUUGUCGGCUCCGUCCUCUUGGGUUUCAUAUUCGCUGUCAUAACAGCCCUCCUCACCAAAUUCACUCGCCUGCACGAGAGCCCGCUGCUGGAAACAUCAGUCUUCGUCCUGCUGUCCUGGAGCAGCUUCCUCUCGGCUGAAGUCGCUGGACUAUCAGGUGUUGUGGCAGUGCUGUGUUGUGGCUUGAGCCAGGCAAGGUACACGAGUCUUAAUUUAUCCUCUGAGGGCAGAACCAGGACCAAGCAGCUCUUUGAAGUCUUCAACUUCCUGGGGGAGAUUUUCAUCUUCGGCUACAUGGGAUAUAUAUUGUUGAUGUUCCCUCACCAUGUCUUCAAAGCCCUCUUCAUUUCUGGGGCAUUUCUCUCCAUCUUUAUUUCAAGAGCAUGCAACAUAUACCCUUUGUCUUUCCUGCUAAACCUGGGCCGUGCAAACAAGAUACCCCGCACCUUCCAGCACUUCAUGACGUUUGCAGGUUUCAGGGGGGCUGUGGCGUUGAGCCUGGCUAUAAGAGACACAUCCACAGAAGUAAGGCGCACCAUCCUCACCACUACUCUGCUGCUGGUCUCCUUCACCGUCUGGGUCCUGGGUACGGCCGCCGAUCCCGUGCUCCGCUGUCUGGACAUCAGAGUGGGGGUGGAUCCAGAUCCUGACGAGGACCUUUCUUUUGAGGUUGCUACAGGGGGGCCAGACACAACACCAGGCUGGUGGCACCGCCUGGACUACAAGUAUCCUUUCAUUCCUUUCUCCUCCAAAGCGCUCUCACAUGUGCUUUCGCCCACAAUGUACCCGUCUGUGAAGUGGUGUUAUACAGCGACUACGGGGAAAAAACGUCCAGUGCUUCAGUUCGGGACACAUGAUGCCAGACCUUUAACUAUUGUCAUGACAGAACAAACAGGAAGUUCAUUAACUUCUUUCGAUGGGUGGUCCUCUAACACAUAUUCAUUAUAUGCUGUACAUGUGUUUGUCUGUAUGUUUGCAGUUGUAUCAAAACAACAUGUAUACAUGUUCGCAUGGUAGUUUUUCAGAAUAAUAAAUAUACAUUCAAUGGCCUCUAUGUUUGCACAUUAAUCAGACAGUUUGACAUUUAGCAAAUAUGCACUCAUUCGCUUUUUUGCUAAGAGUUAUAGAUGAGAACACAGAUGCACUGCUCUUGUCUGUACGAUAAAUACACCAGUAAGGGUAAUUCCCAUUAUUUCUAACUAUUGCUCAUGUAUUUGCUGUUAACUACAGGGUGAACUGGAUUCCUGUAAGCAGAGAGUGUAGUUAAAUCAUUUGGCAGUAAGAAACAGUUGUGUCCUCUGCGCUGGAAUUUCAUGAGAGCUGCAUUAGUUUUAGGCUAAUCCAAUUUACUUUAUGGAUCCGAUCUCCGUGGUAAAACAAUCAGAUGCAGGUCUGAUAUUGCCGUCGUUAAGAGUAUUCAUUUAAUGCAUGAGUGUGUUAAUGUUAACAAAUAUUUAUUUAUUUAUUUUUCAAGAAGUGCAUUUAAAGUAUUGGGGGGGAAAUGUAUGAUUGGUCAGUGUUGGUUAAGUAUUAACGACUCACUGCUUAAAAGUUGUCUCCUGCAGCAACAAGCAAGUCUCGAGUCAAAUCGUUUUCCAACAAUUCAAAACCUCCUAGUAACCUCCUCAUAGUUGUCGGUGUUUAGAACAGACUCACGAGUAUUAUGAGAAACUUACUUUGGCCUGUUGAAUCAUGUUAUGACCGUCAGACUAACAGUAUCACACUAAUUAAAUGGACUAAUGAAGAUGUACAGUAUCAACGGUGUCGUGAGUAAAACAUUAUGCAACCAUGUUUUUGCACUUGUGACUAUACAGUGAAUCGAGUGAAAAAGAAAUAUGUAGGCCGUGAACAAAAAAUAUAAUAAAAAUUAAAUCCGUAACUGCAUUAAAGAAUGAAAACUAAGCAGGUAAUUGCUUUCUUGGGACAACCUUGGCAGAAAUUAAGGCCUCAGGUUUUUCUGGAUUUGUAUGUAUAUACUCGGGCCCUCAAGAUUUGGGGAUUGUCUUUCACUUUGUUCUUGCAUGCUAUCUUAAAUUUAAUGAAGUUUAAUAGGGAACAUCUGGCUAGAUAAGAAGAAAUAAUCUGGACAGCCAUGGAGUUAAUAAUAAUAAUACAUUUUAUUCAAUGGUGCCUUUCAUGGCACUCAAGAGCACCUUACAUCAAAUACAGUAAUACAAAUAGAAUAAAAUCAUGCAUUAACAAAUCAUGAGCACAGUCAACAUUUGUUAAAAUCGACAAUUGUAAAACACAAGGCCGUUAAAAAGUGUCGGUUCAUUUAAAAAGAGUGUUUUAAGAGCAGUUUGGAGUUGUGUGUUGGACUCCAGUAAGCGGAUGUGAGGAGGGAGAAAGUUCCAGAGUUUUGGUGCUGCAUGGGAGAAAGCUCUGGCACCAACUGUGCCGAGUUUAAUGGCUGGUAGUGCCAGAAGACCUGCUGGACCGCAGGGAGUGAGAGGGGGUUUAGGUCUGAAGGAUCUCUGUGAGAUGAGGAGGGGAUAAAUUGUGAUGAGCCUGAGGGUACUGGAGGGGAGAGUAGAGGUGGGCUUGGUGGACAUAUAAAGCUGUGUAUUUUCAGCAUAACAGUUGAAAUGGAUACCAUAGUGUCGGAAGGUGUUGUCAAUGGGAAGGAGGUAAAUGAUAAACAGGAGUGGCCCCUUUACUUUACACUGUGGAACUCCAUGGUAGACUGUGGAGUGGUUCUGAUUCUUUACCAAAUGAGUCCUGUCUGCAAGGUAGGAGGAAAACCAAUGAUACACAGUUUCCCCAAUUCCAAUCCUGGCCAGAGGGUCCAUGAGGAGCUGUUUAGAGUAUACAUUUCAUGCAUGAGUGUGCUAAUGUUAUGUGUGUGUAUAUAUAUAUAUAUAUAUAUAUAUAUAUACACACACACACACAUUAGAGAAGUGCAUUUAAAGUAAAUUACAGUGAGGGGGGGAAAUGUAUGAUUGGUCAGUGUUGGUUAAGUAUUAACGACUCACUGUGGAUUGUAAAAGCUUUAAAACUGCAGUAAGAUUGGGAAAUUGAACUUGCCCAAACUGAAAAAAAGUUGUCUCCUGCAACGACAAGUAAGUCUUGAGUCAAACAGUUGCCCAACAAUCAAAACCUCCUAGUUUACCUCAUCAUAGUCGUAGUAGGUGUUUACAACAGACUCACUAGUAUUAUGAGAAACAGCCCUCAUACUUUGGCCUGUUGAAUCAUGUUAUGGCCUUCACACUCAUUCAAUUUGUGUUACCAUAGUAACUACAAGGGUAUACCCAUACCCAGUGGCUAUAGUUAAAAGUCUACGUAGUGGGUUACUUUUAACAGAGAGAGAGAGAGACUGUGCGUGUGUGUGUGUUUGUGUGUGUGCGUGCGUGCGUGCGUGUUUGUGUGUGUGAGUGAGAGAGAGGGAGAGAGUGGAUGAGAGGAGCCGUGAGUAGGAUGAAAGGCAGGGUCCUGGUCUGUGUUUCCUUUUGAAGGAUGAAACUCUAAAAAAUAUAUAUAUUAUUAUGCAGAUGCUUUGAUGUGGACCAGGUGAGAGGAGUCCCAGUCUGGAUAAUGGAGCUUCAACUUGGCUCGCUGGCGUCUCAUGCUAAAAGGCUUACUGCUGCUUCAUUAGCCGUUUCCCUGUCAGCCUGGCUUUAAGGCUCAUUAGGACAAACAUUUGACUAUUAAGCGCUUACUUUGACGGACAGCUAAGCCUAUAUUUCUCGCUGAAGUGAUUUGCAAACUCUGGUUUCAGGGCUGGCCAGCAAGGUUUUUGUUCUGACUCUGGCAUCCCAGAGGCCACCCAUGUUCAAGAGACCCAAGGUGGCAGCAUUUUGUGGUCGGCAUGGGUUUACGGAUGAGUCCAUGGAGUGACUUGUGUGUUAAGUCUCAGAUUGCUACCGAUAUCAAUGGUAUUAUAUAAUAUACCACAAUAGCAAUAAGCAUAAACAAUACUACACAAAAAGUAGCAGUUAGAGGGAGGUUUGGAUUAUGCAUAAAGGAAAUGUACAAGUAUUCAUUAGGCACAGUCACAAAAUAUAUACUUAUAUUUUUGUGUUUUAACAAUGUUUCAAUGAGACACAUUCAGUAUAUCAAUCUAUUUAUCUUUCCUACCUUAAAUUGGAUUUUUCGGAUUGCAGUCUAAGGUUCAUUUUUGCUCAUUUUUUGAUGUCUUCUUUAUUUCUUACUUCUACUCAUUGUUUUUCUCUCUCUUAGAUGAACAUAUACCUCAAAACUCUACUGUUUUACUCUACUGAGUAAAUGUACUCUUCCUCCACUGAUGAGAGGUCAGGAAAAGGUGACGUGCUGGACAUGUAGGGAGGAAAUUAUACUUACUGUGUGAUAGCUGAAGCAGCAGUUGUGCUUCUAUCCCCCACACUGCUACUCAGCACCUUUUCUAACACACACACACACACACACACACACCACACACUGUGCACCACAGAACAGCACUAGCAGUUAUAAUUACCAUCACUGUCUAGUAUAAUGCCAGCACGGAACAGCAGGACACUUCCAACAAGAACAGAACUCACUCCUGUAGGUCCCAAAUGAGUCAUUAUCCCCUCCCUUUUCUACCCCC
Molecule: messenger RNA, 5469 nt
Organism: Scophthalmus maximus (turbot)
Lineage: Eukaryota; Metazoa; Chordata; Actinopteri; Pleuronectiformes; Scophthalmidae
Product: sodium/hydrogen exchanger 9
Exons: 14
Coding region: 114-1946 (610 amino acids)
Biological process (GO): proton transmembrane transport; regulation of pH; sodium ion transport
Cellular component (GO): membrane; recycling endosome
Molecular function (GO): sodium:proton antiporter activity
Source: RefSeq, a predicted model, not a curated record